Messenger RNA from Anolis sagrei ordinatus, 1359 nucleotides. Its product is annotated as monoacylglycerol lipase ABHD6-like. Gene Ontology annotation, biological process: acylglycerol catabolic process. Gene Ontology annotation, molecular function: monoacylglycerol lipase activity. Gene Ontology annotation, cellular component: mitochondrion. Lineage: Eukaryota; Metazoa; Chordata; Lepidosauria; Squamata; Anolidae. The record is from RefSeq and is a predicted model, not a curated record.
GAUGGAGUAAAAUAUUCAAGCCAUAUCUUAUUUUCUACAUUGUGAAAAAUAUAACUUGCAAGAAUGGAUUUCACUGUGAUCAAAACAAUCAUCCGCAUUGCCCUGAAUAUUGUGUCAACCUCCUUCAUCACCAAAUAUGAUCACUUGCCUUCAAUGAUAUUCAGGUUCAUGAUAUGGUGCAAACGUCUGAAAAGGCAUGUAAUACUGGGACACGCUGACAAGGAAGACUACACAUUCAGUUACUUCUCCAGAGGAAAACCUGGGCCUCAACCAUCCAUUUUGAUGCUUCAUGGGUUCUCUUUCAACAAGGAUGUAUGGCUUGAUACACUUGAGCUGUUUCCCCAGGAUCUCCAUGUGGUCUGUGUGGACAUGCCUGGCCAUGGAGAUACUACUCGCCUCCUGCAAGAAAGUUAUACAGCAACUGCUCAGACUAGAAGGAUACAUCAAUUUGUUGAAUGGAUUGGUCUGAACAAAAACCCGUUCCACCUUGUUGGCAUGUCCAUGGGUGGGAUGGUUGCUGGGCUUUAUGCUGCUGAGUAUCCAUCAGAGAUCUGUGCCUUGUCCCUCCUUUGCCCAGCUGGGCUGAGAUAUCCAACAGAAAGUGAGUUCUUUGUGUGCUUAAAAGAGUUGGUGUUCUCCAAGGAUCCUUCAGACAAUACUAUUGUUUCAGUCAGUGAAAAAGAGGGAGAAAAGUUACUCCAGAUUUGUUUGUAUGAUCCCAGCUUUAUAAAGACACAGCUGGUCAAGGGAUAUCUUGAUGACCGGAGGCCACAUAAAAUGUUCUUUGUGAAUUGCUUCUUAGAUGUUUCCAGUGCCCGAUCCAGGUACAGCUUUCAUGACAACUUGAGGAAGAUCAAAGCUCCAACACAGAUCAUUUGGGGAAAGCAUGACAAGGUCUUUGAUUUUUCUGGGGCAGACAUCUUAGCCACCUCCAUUCCCAACUCCCAAGUGCAUUUGUUGGAGAAAUGCGGACAUUUGAUAGCACUUGAGAGGCCCAAGAAAUCUGCUCAGCUCCUCUUGAAAUUCUACAAUUCUUUUCGUGACCUUGCAGACAAGAAAGUGGCAUAAAGGAAGCACUGAAGAUUCAAGCAGCUGAAGAAGUAAAUGCUUCUUAUUUUGCUUAAGCGACUGAAGAGGAAAAGGAAAGGCCCUGAGGCUGUUAGGAAUUGUGGAAGUUGAAGUCCAAAACACCUGGAGGGCCCAAGUUUGCCCAUGCCUGUUCUAUAAUGAAUUCUCUUUGGGAUCAAAGCCACUACAUGCAAGUUUUGUUUUUGUUUUUAACUUGUUAGAUGAGUGUUAUGGGAGAGGAGACAGAAAUGAUGAUUGAAGCUGAUCUACAAAUGCAACUCAAGUGUCAGA